AUGUUUUUAUUUCAGCUACAUUUAUGCUUUGAAAAUGUAAAUAAUCAAAAUGUAAAAAUGAAUGUAGGCUGUUAUUAUCUGGAAAGAAUGACAGCCAAAGCAGUGUCAGAUUUGACGGCUUAUCGUCCAUAUCCAUCAGAUGGCGGCUGUAAAUGGUUCGGCACGGCUCCAUUUUGUAAUGGGCAUUGCCAAGCAGAAUAUGAUUACAUUAGAAACAGUAAUGGACGUUGUAGUAAUUGGUGGUUUUCUGGAGUAUGCAAACCGGAUCCAAGUUUUGGCGAACCAUGCAGCACUUUUUUUGGUGGAACUUUCAAAAAACGAUUUUGUUGCAAAAGUGAUCCAUCAGAAUGUACAUGGAGCGGUCGUUGGAUGGGUGCCUUUAGUGCACACAAUAUUUAUUGUCGCUAUGAUAACCAUGGUCAUUGUGGUCAUCUGGAUUGUUCUGUGAAUCAUUUUACAUACCAGGCUCAGAAUGAUACUGAUAUAGUAGGAUAUCAUUGCGAUCAACUUUUUCUCUUUGGUUUGAGAGGUAAAGCAACAUGUGGUUAUAUUGCAUGGUUUGAUAAUGAUGGAAUACUUGUCGACAGUUGGUACAAGACUAAAUAA
Molecule: messenger RNA, 606 nt
Organism: Thelazia callipaeda (thelaziosis nematode)
Lineage: Eukaryota; Metazoa; Nematoda; Chromadorea; Rhabditida; Thelaziidae
Source: the annotation of a GenBank genome assembly